AUGACUGACAUUGACCAAUUGGCUAUUUCCACCAUCCGUUUGUUGGCCGUUGACAUGGUCGGCAAGGCCAACUCCGGCCACCCGGGCGCUCCUUUGGGCUUGGCUCCUGCUGCCCAUGCACUUUUCAAGCAAAUGAAGUUCAACCCAAGAAACCCCAACUGGAUCAACAGAGACCGUUUUGUCUUGUCCAAUGGUCACGCAUGUGCCUUGUUGUACUCCAUGUUGCACUUGUACGGUUACGGCUUGACCCUUGAUGACUUGAAGGAGUUCAGACAGUUGAACUCGAAAACCCCAGGUCACCCAGAAAUGCACGACACUCCAGGUGUUGAAGUGACCAGUGGUCCUUUGGGUCAAGGUAUUUCUAACGCUGUUGGUAUGGCCAUUGCUCAAAAGCAGUUUGCCGCUACCUACAACAAGGAAGACUUUGUCAUCUCUGACAACUACACUUACGUCUUUUUGGGCGAUGGUUGUUUGAUGGAGGGUGUUUCUUCGGAGGCCUCUUCCUUGGCUGGCCACUUGAAGUUGAACAACUUGAUUGCCUUCUGGGACGACAACAAGAUCUCCAUUGACGGUUCUACCAACGUUGCCUUUACUGAAGAUGUCAUCAAGCGUUACCAUGCUUACGGCUGGAACACACUUGAAAUUUCUCACGGUGACACCGACUUGGAUGGUGUUGCCAAGGCCAUUGAACAAGCCAAGGCCAGCGACAAGCCAACUUUGAUCAGAUUGACCACCACCAUUGGUUUUGGUUCUCUUCAAGCUGGUACUCAUGGUGUCCACGGUGCGCCAUUGAAGGCUGACGACAUCAAGCAAUUGAAGGAGAAAUUUGGAUUCAACCCAGAAGAAACCUUCAAGGUUCCUCCAGAAGUGUACGAGGACUAUGCCAAGCACGUUAAGGCCAACCAGGAAAUUGAGGCCAAGUGGUACCAGACUUUUAAUGAGUACAAGGCCAAAUACCCUACCGAGGGUGCUGAAUUGGCUAGAAGAUUGGAUGGUAAGUUGCCUGAAAACUGGACCGAGGCUUUGCCAACCUACACUCCUGAAGACAAGCCAUUGGCUACCAGAAAGUUGUCCGAAAUGCUCUUGUCUAGCGUCUUCCCUAAGGUUCCAGAACUCAUUGGUGGUUCUGCUGAUUUGACUGGUUCGAACUUGACCAAGGCCGCCAACUCUGUUGACUUCCAAGACCCAAGCACUAAGUUGGGUGACUACUCUGGUCGUUACAUCAGAUACGGUGUCAGAGAGCAUGGUAUGGGUGCCAUCAUGAAUGGUAUCGCUGCCUUCGGUGCCAACUACAAGAACUACGGUGGUACCUUCUUGAACUUCGUCUCUUACGCAGCUGGUGCUGUGAGAUUGUCGGCAUUGUCCCACCUUCCAGUUACAUGGGUCGCUACUCACGACUCGAUUGGUUUGGGUGAGGAUGGUCCAACUCACCAGCCUAUCGAGACUUUGGCCCACUUGAGAGCUAUUCCUAACUUGUCUGUCUGGAGACCAGCUGACGGUAACGAAGUGUCUGCCGCUUACAAGAGUGCUAUUGAGUCUACCUCUACCCCACACGUUAUCGCUUUGACCAGACAAAACUUGCCUCAAUUGGAGGGCUCUUCUAUUGAGGCUGCUUCCAAGGGUGGUUACACCUUGGUUAAGGCUGAGAACCCAGACAUCAUUAUUGUUGCUUCUGGUUCUGAAGUUUCGCUUUCUGUGAAUGCUGCCAAGGUCUUGGGUGAACAAGGUUUCAAGGUUAGCGUUGUCUCUAUGCCAGACUUCUUGACUUUUGACAAGCAACCUCAAAGCUACAGAUUGUCUGUGUUACCAGACGGCGUCCCAAUCUUGUCUGUAGAGGUGAUGUCCUCUUUUGGUUGGUCCAAGUACUCUCAUGAGCAAUUCGGUUUGAACAGAUUUGGUGCUUCGGGUAAGGCUGAUGAUCUUUUCAAGUUCUUCGAGUUCACUCCAGAAGGCGUUUCUGAGAGAGCUGCUAAGACCAUCCAAUUCUACAAGGGUAAGCCAAUUCUCUCGCCAUUGAACAGAGCCUUUUAA
This is a messenger RNA of Clavispora lusitaniae ATCC 42720, 2031 nucleotides long. RefSeq names its product transketolase (gene TKL1). The record is from RefSeq and is a predicted model, not a curated record. Lineage: Eukaryota; Fungi; Ascomycota; Pichiomycetes; Serinales; Metschnikowiaceae. Gene Ontology annotation, biological process: pentose-phosphate shunt. Gene Ontology annotation, molecular function: transketolase activity. Gene Ontology annotation, cellular component: nucleus; cytosol.